Molecule: messenger RNA, 366 nt
Organism: Fusarium odoratissimum NRRL 54006
Lineage: Eukaryota; Fungi; Ascomycota; Sordariomycetes; Hypocreales; Nectriaceae
Exons: 1
Coding region: 1-366 (121 amino acids)
Source: RefSeq, a predicted model, not a curated record
AUGCCAAUGAACGACAAUGGAGGAAAGGCUUGUUUGAUGAAUACUCGAGUUUCUACCAGCCGUUGUUAUUGGUGUCUUGAGCCAGAGGCCCUCAGGCAACCAGCCACCCGUUGCCUCUUUUUCAUUUUCAUCAAGAGCAGAAAUGGUCGCAGUAUCCAUGCUCAUUGUCGGGGAUACCUUCAACCUUCAACCCCGAAACAGGUCAAUGCAUGCGUGCGUUCAUCAGGUAUCUACCUGCCUAUCAAUGCUUUUCAACUCAACCAUUCUGGCCUAACUCGGUUCUGCGCCAUUGAUCUACACAGACCGAGUAAAGGGCUACACUACUCCACAGCCAGACCCCAGGAUCAUCGGUUACAACCACAUUGA